Molecule: messenger RNA, 584 nt
Organism: Sphaerodactylus townsendi
Lineage: Eukaryota; Metazoa; Chordata; Lepidosauria; Squamata; Sphaerodactylidae
Gene: MRPL54
Product: mitochondrial ribosomal protein L54
Exons: 3
Coding region: 63-452 (129 amino acids)
Cellular component (GO): mitochondrial large ribosomal subunit
Molecular function (GO): structural constituent of ribosome
Source: RefSeq, a predicted model, not a curated record
AUCGCCACGCGCCUUGAGCCAAGAGCAAGUCCCAGCCCGGCGCGGGGGUCCCCAAUGCGUGCAUGGCUUGGGCUGGGCUACUGCGGGCGGUCUCCCGUGGCCAGCCGGCGCCUGGUCCCCUUUUGAGCAGCCUGGGACUCCGGAACUACGCCAAGAAAGUCGUGAUGAAAUCUAGAGGCAAAGGCAUGUCGAAGGUGGAUCUCAAGGGUCCCGAGGUGUGCAAGGAUCCGGUGUUGCUCACCACCCAUGCUAUCGGCACCAAUAUCUACAAGCAAGGCCCCGAAGUGGCAUUGAAACCAGACUCGGAAUAUCCUGAAUGGCUUUUCCAGAUGGAUCUUGGCCCACCUAAGAAACUGGAAGAUUUAGACCCGGACACCAUGGAAUACUGGCGUUUCCUCCGAAAGGUGAAUCAAAAGCGCAGAUUGAAGCUACUCAAGAUCCGGCCAUUUUGAUGUGGGCAUCUGGGAGAGGGAAUUCAAAACUUACAAAUGUGGAAUUGCCUGCUUUGUGCAAACCAUGGACUAUUUUCCUUUCGAAACAGAGCAUUUCUUUGAUGAACACCCCAAUAAAUGGUGCUCAGUUUA